This is a messenger RNA of Gopherus evgoodei (Goodes thornscrub tortoise), 7361 nucleotides long. RefSeq names its product mitogen-activated protein kinase 10 (gene MAPK10). Gene Ontology annotation, cellular component: cytoplasm; nucleus. Gene Ontology annotation, molecular function: JUN kinase activity; ATP binding. Lineage: Eukaryota; Metazoa; Chordata; Testudines; Testudinidae. The transcript has 16 exons. Gene Ontology annotation, biological process: JNK cascade; protein phosphorylation. The record is from RefSeq and is a predicted model, not a curated record. Bases 514 to 1941 code for a protein of 475 amino acids.
AUCACGCUGCACAAUGGUUUCCAGGCAGUGAAAGAGGGUGAUUCAGCAAGCCACUCUUUCUUUCCCUUUUAUUUCAUUAUUAUCAUAUGUUUUUCCUCCCUUUCCCCCCUCCUGCUUUAUUUUUUUUCCCCAGGGAUUUUAUUUAGUACACUUUUAAAAUUGAUUUGCCUUGAAGUCACCUGCCCAUCAUUAUAAUUAUUUUUUUUUAAUACCCCAUCUCUUCCUCCUCAGUUUGGAAUGUGGUUAAAAAUACCACGUAAGGUUGCAGUUUGAGGGAAGGGUUGCUGUACCGGGAGCAUAGUUCGCAGGCACGGAAUGGGCUAGCAUUAGAAAUUGGUACCAGCAGCAGGCCAGAUUCAGCUAUGGGAAUUCAGGCAUGAAGUUGACCCCUCCCAAUCAUUUCCUAUAGAUGAGACAUAGCACAAGCUGUGGUUUGGAUAAGUCUGACCAGAGAAAUAGCUUGAUGGAUGGUGGGGGAUAGCUGGAGACAGAAAUUACAAAGCAAGGGUAUUUAUGAGCCGCCAUUACUUGUACUACUGCAGUGAACCUACCCUGGAUGUGAAGAUUGCCUUUUGUCAGGGAUUUGGGAAACAAGUGGAUGUGUCAUAUAUUGCCAAACAUUACAACAUGAGCAAAAGCAAAGUUGACAACCAGUUCUACAGCGUGGAAGUAGGUGAUUCGACCUUCACCGUUCUCAAGCGCUACCAGAACUUAAAACCUAUUGGCUCUGGGGCUCAGGGAAUAGUUUGCGCUGCAUAUGAUGCUAUCCUUGACAGAAAUGUGGCUAUUAAGAAGCUCAGCCGACCAUUUCAGAAUCAAACACAUGCCAAACGGGCUUAUAGGGAGCUGGUCCUCAUGAAGUGCGUGAACCAUAAAAAUAUUAUCAGUUUAUUAAAUGUCUUCACACCACAGAAGUCUCUGGAGGAAUUCCAGGAUGUUUACCUGGUAAUGGAAUUGAUGGAUGCCAACUUGUGCCAGGUGAUUCAGAUGGAAUUAGACCAUGAACGAAUGUCUUACCUGCUCUACCAAAUGCUGUGUGGGAUCAAGCACCUUCACUCUGCGGGAAUCAUUCACAGGGAUUUAAAACCAAGUAAUAUUGUGGUAAAGUCCGAUUGCACGUUGAAGAUUCUGGACUUUGGACUGGCCAGGACUGCAGGCACCAGCUUCAUGAUGACUCCCUAUGUGGUGACACGUUAUUACAGAGCACCAGAGGUCAUCUUGGGAAUGGGCUACAAAGAGAACGUGGAUAUAUGGUCUGUGGGAUGCAUUAUGGGAGAAAUGGUUCGCCACAAAAUCCUCUUUCCAGGAAGGGACUAUAUUGACCAGUGGAAUAAAGUAAUUGAGCAGCUAGGAACACCUUGUCCAGAAUUCAUGAAGAAGCUACAACCCACAGUGCGGAACUACGUUGAGAACCGACCUAAGUAUGCUGGUCUCACUUUCCCCAAACUUUUCCCAGACUCUCUCUUCCCAGCCGACUCAGAACACAACAAACUCAAAGCCAGCCAAGCCAGGGACCUUUUGUCAAAGAUGUUGGUGAUUGACCCAGCCAAGCGGAUAUCAGUGGAUGAAGCCUUGCAGCAUCCAUACAUUAACGUGUGGUAUGACCCUGCGGAAGUGGAGGCGUGGAGUGUUUUCUGCUCACCAGACUUUAAAAAGCCUCCUCCUCAGAUAUAUGAUAAACAGCUGGAUGAAAGAGAACAUACGAUUGAAGAAUGGAAAGAAUUGAUCUACAAGGAAGUAAUGAAUUCUGAAGAGAAAACUAAAAAUGGAGUAGUUAAAGGACAGCCUUCUCCUUCAGGUGCAGCAGUGAACAGCAGCGAAAGCCUCCCUCCAUCUUCAUCUGUUAACGACAUCUCCUCCAUGUCCACUGACCAAACCCUGGCAUCUGACACCGACAGCAGCUUGGAAGCUUCUGCGGGACCCCUCGGUUGUUGCAGGUGACUAGCCGCCUGCCUGCGAAACCCAACGUUCUUCAGAAGAUGAGGCAAUUUAGGGGGAAAGUAAUAACAAGAAUAAACAAUGGAAAGGAAGAGAAACAAAAGAUAAAGAUUUAAAUGAAACAAAACCCUUUUCAGCCUGCUUCUCCUACAGAGUUAUGUAAUGCAGCUAAGCUCAAGUAUAUAUUUAACUUAUAGUUGCUCUGCUUUGGUCUUCUUCCAAUGAUGCUUACUGAAAAAAAAAAGGGAAUUAAAGAAGCCUUUUUUUUCCAAAAAAUGUAAAAUUAAUGGCUGCAAAACCAGCAACCUGCAACCGUCCUUUUCACACUGGCAUGAUAAGGUGUGCAGUAGCCACUCUACGUAUGUAUGUGUGUGUGUGUAUCUGAUUUCACGAUCUUGCUAAUCUAUUUUAUCUACUUAUGCCCACUUAGACAGAUAUACACACACUUAUCUCAGUACAUGUACAGCACACACACAAAUGUGUAUGAUAGUAUAUGCAACUGUGUAUCUCUAUUCAUUAUAUACAGAUACCCAGUAUGUACUCUAGAACUAAUUGGCCCAUUUCAUUUGACCUACAUAAAUACAUCUGUAAUAUACUGCCAGUAUAUAAUCUGUUCAAUUUGUUCAUUAAGUUGUAUAUCAUAUAAGAUUUGUAAAAGCAAAAAUAAUAAGUCAAGCCUGAGCUCUCUCAGACCCUUGAAGAUGUAGCACCCAAAUUUCAACUGAUAUAUAUAUUUUUAAUAAUACUGGUUUGUAUGGAGGAUGCACCGAGUGGAGAUUUACAAGGAAAAUGUGCAUCAGUGGUGCAUGCUAACAUUUGUUGCUUUGAUUUUUAGAACAGGUGAGAGUUAGGACAAGGUUAAAAGGAAGCACAGCUGUCUUUGGGAGCUGUUAGGGUUGAGGAUGGAGGAGUUGUCCUGUGAAUAUCUCAGCCCACAAGGACUUCAGAGACAAACUUUUCAUAGUGAUAAUACAGUGAGUUAUUUUUCUUAGCUUAUAGAUAGGCUUAUCAUUGUUAAUUAUAAUGUGUACGUGUGUGUUAGGGGCUAAAAUGUGCGGGGAUAGGCUCAGAUAACAAGAAGGAUGUACACAAUUUUUAUGUAUCAUGUAUGACUAGGUGCUUGGAAAGCCAGGAUUGCAGACAAGGGAUGUUUGCAGUCUACCCCCUCUCUAGGUAUUUGUUGCUGCAAAGGAGCUGAAUUUCCUUUAAAUAAUUUCCCUUGUGGGAAUUACAUUACUUGGACAACAUUGAUUCUAUAGUUCCUUUCAGCCUUUUUUCCCACCGGUAACAAAUCAGCUUCAUCAACAUAGCAGAUUAGUAAAUUGAAUGGUCAAAUAUUCUCAUACAUUUAAUAGGCUUUGCCUUUGUUUAACAGCCAGAAGCCAAGCUGGGAAUGUAACAAUCAGGGUCUCAGGCAACUUUUGCAUAUUUCUAAAGAAGCCAAUAUUGAGUAAAUAUUCAUUGGAUUUUGACAGAUAAUAAUACUUUGAACUUGCCACAGAGAGGAGUGUCAGGUCUUUUAGCAGCAUACAGCAACACUACACAAUUGUUCAGGGCAAGUGAAGAACAGUUUUUCGUCCUGAAACAGCAAUGAGGAUUUUAGGUAGGCAAAAUGCAAUUGUCUGAGUUGGAAUUUAGCCAGGAUUCUAGGGUUCACAUCUCUCUCCUCUUAUUCAAAUGUGCUGUGCCAUCUGUAAUGUAUGCCUCAUCCAAAUGGCAGGAAGAGUUAAUAUAAAUAGCUUAUUCUAUUUAACUGUAAUGUGUGACAAUUUUUGAAUCUACAACUAUUUGAUUGGACAGUUGACAAAUCUGUCAUCCCUAAGCUGGGGAAAAUAUCUGAAUAUCAGCUGAGAUUUUGUCCAAAGUAAAAAGCAAACAAGAAAGCUUCCACUCAAGUAUGUAAAAUAAAAAUAAAGAAUAAAUGUAAUGUAAUCUCAGAGUUAGUUGCUCUGAGUGGUCUUGAACUUACACUAUAAAGUAAUUUUUCCCCAGGUAUGUUUUGGUGGCUUUUUUUCAUAUAUUGAAAACAAAAUUAUGUAUGUGAUUUUUCUAAAUACUCAGUUACAGCAGUAGGUGUGAAAGCAAUAAGUAUAAACAAAUUACUACUGCUAAAUAGAUUUAGCAAUAUUCUCUUUUAAAGCCAUGAAACAUCAAAUCAUUGUUUAGCAACAUGACCUUAAUCCAGCCUCAGGUGAAUGCAAAUACUAGUGAAAGGGUUUAAAGGGAUACCGCACGCAUUGUAGGUGUGUCAAAAGCAGUAACACUGAGGGGGACUCCUUAGCAAUAAUAGCAGUUAUCAGCUCCAGAUUUCAAUCUUCAUACAUCAACACUAGUAAAAUAUAGAAAAUUCACGUCCAUUUUAUAUCCUCUUGGCGUGCAGCAUUUUGGGUUGUCUUCUCAACCAAAAAAAGGGUGAGCCACUUGGAGUGACAGAUUAUUAAAUGAGUGUAACUAACUACAAACAUGCCAUAGACUUGAAGACUUUCAGAACAAUUUCAGUGCAGUGAACAUAGCUACAGGGGCAGUAACUGGGAAGUGCUUUUUGGAGAGCUACUUAAGGUGUGUGGAAACUCUCCCAAAUUUAAUCUGUCAAAACUAGAACAAUGACCACUCUCUUGUGCAAUACUAUUCACUUUUCCCUGGGCUCAUGAAAAGGGGUGCAGUCAGACGUCCUAGUGAUUGUAUUUCUUAUCAUAGGGAUUCCUAUAGUGGCAGUUUAUCUAAAUGCCUGUCUAAGGCUCUGAUUCAGCAAAACACCAAUGCAUGUGCCUAAGUAAGUCACACACAGGUCAAUGGGGCUUAUACUUAAGCAUGUGCUUUAGUCCUUUGCUGAAUAGGGAUGAACCUACUUAAGUGCUUUCCUAAAACAACAAUCAUUUCUUGUUGUCCUUAAAUUUGUCAAUCUUCCUUUUGGGCAGCUCUGCUCUUUGAAGGGUGCAAGGCUCUCCACUCUGGACAAAGCUAUCAGCAAAUGAGCAAUAGACCUUGGCGGAUCUGUCAGAGCUGGAGUAACAACCCCUCAAACAUGAAUAGUAUCAUUCAUUUUCCCUUGGCUCAGGAAGUUGAUGCUGUCAGCAUGUAACCUAAAGGAAUACAGGUACCAAUCAACUAGAAACGACAGUGACUGAUGCUCUGUAAAUACCUAUGGAUGGAUAAAAAUCUUCAUAGUUUCUAGAAGUAUCAGACAUCUGUGUUUCAAGCCUUUUCCUUAUUAGUUCAAUAUUGUAGCCAGCAUGAAAUGAUGGUUGCUCUUACUCUCCCUCUUGCCAGUGAUUUUUAAAUCUACCUGUUUUUAAUAAUGUUAAUUAAUACCUCACACUUGUAUACUUUUAUCUGAAGCUUUCAAAGUGCUUUACAGUUAAAAUAAUGGAGAGAAUGACACACAUUCUGGCUAAGGGCUAAAUUUAAUGCCUGAAGCUGCAGAUAGGCACCUAUGCACUUCUGAAAUAUCCCACUAGGCGCCUAUCUAUCUCUCAUUGAUUUCCAUUGAAGUUAGGUGCCUAGGUGCUUUUGAAAAUUCCAUUAGGCACCGAUCUGCAUCUUCAGGUGUCUGAUAUCUUUAAAUAUCUGCCCUUAAAUGACUUUUUAAAAUCAUGUUGAUAGCCACCUGCAGAGUAAGGUGAUCUCUGUUCUGAACACUAAUUAAAGUCACUUUAAGAAAGUGUAAAUGAAGGAAAUGGUUGAAGAACCUUUCCAAUGGGGCUACUACAUCUUCAGGGGCAUCUUUCUAAGUUUCUGGAUGGUAUGAGAACCCUACAGGAAUUACAGUGUACUAAUGCUUCCAAGAGAGUGGUAUUUUUCCUUGAUUGAACAUGAAGGAGGUUGAAGUAAACAGAUGGUUCUGCAGGUCUAUUGGUAUUGAGAUUAACCUUGCUCCUACAUACUUAAGGGAUGUUGGAAGAGUGGUUUCUUUUUAGGUUUGCUUUGGUUAUGCAACACCCACAAUGCAUGACUGACUAAUCAUCUCCCUUAUAGAAAAAUAUAGAAUGUAAUAGAAAAUAAUCACCAGCCUAUAGAAUUUAAAUAGAGGUAUACUUUUCUGCUGUAGGAUUCUAAAGAUUGAUUAAAGAAAUCUACAAAAAAGGAUAAUAUCCACAGAGCCCUACUGGUUUCAAUAAAUUCUAAAGAAACAUUCCAUGAGGAUUGUAAUGUAUCUUUAGACAAUUAAAGUAUUUCUUUAAGUUGGCCCAACACUGAGAUUUUUGCAACUCACAUUCUUAUUCUGAAUUAUUCUAGUUUACAUGGGAUUCCUGAUGUAACCUCAAGUUCAGAAGAUUACUAUAUUGCAUAGCAUUUAAGUGGAAGUACAUUCAUGCUAGCUUAUUUUGUUUAUCAAAACCAGAACCAAGAUGACUCAUACAUCCUUAAGUCAUUGCAUUUUUCCGUUUGAAAUUCUUUUCUUCAUGGCAUAAAUCUGUAACUCCAAGGGGUGGCAACAUUGGCUAGAUCAGAUGAUAAUGUGUCAGUACCACUCUGCUAAAUUUACAAGCCAAGAUGAGGCUCCCAUCAGUUUCACCUUCAGGCUGUUACCUGGUGUUUACUGAAGAAACUAGACUUAUGUCAGUGCCCUGAGGGCAAUUUCCUUAACACUGUCCCUUCAUUAAAUGCAAUCCAAGUUAAUACUAUUCAGUAGAGCUGGUUGGAAAUUUUCUAACAUUUUGUUUUUCAUCUGAACAUGCAGAUUCAUCAGAACCCAAACUGUUUGUGAGAAAAAGUUGGUUUUGAUGAAGGUUCCAAUUUGAAAAAUUUUGGAGGGAAGAAAAAGUUUUGAAAUUGCCACAACAUCCCAAUUGACCUGAUCUAAUUUGUAUUAUUAUGACCAGUUUGCAGAAAAUUUUUACUUUUUGUCCCUAUUUGGGACAAGACAAAUCUCUAAAAUUCUCAUAUUUCCUACUCAGCUAUAUUCUUUAGUGUUUCUGAGGAGAGGAACACAGAACAAAAACCUGUUGGGAAGGAAUGAGAGUUGUGUUUGCCUGACUAUUUAACAAAAAUCUGAGUUAGGUGUUUAGGUUUGUAUUUUUUGUGUGUGUGCACAAGUGUGUGUGUGUUUGUUUUUUAGGUUCUUAGAGAUAUACUAAUAUUUGAUCCAAACUUCUUAAUGUGGAAAAUGACCUUGUAAAUUUAAUCAAACCAUGCAUCUUCAAGAAUCUGAUAGUUGUGCUUGUUUGAAUUUACAUAGUUUUCAAAGGAUACUGUUAACUUGUGGCAGGCUCAAGACGAACUUUAAAUAAACAUACCUCCUACACCAAAAAAAAAUGUUCAGCAGAUUUGAAUAUUCUAUAACUACGUAAUGUCUUAAUUAGAAAAAUAAUUGUUUGUCAUCUUUAUUGAUGAGUUGGAAAAGAGCUCUGUCCAAUGGAAUUUAGUGGAAUCCAUGAGAUAUAUUAGGAACUUGUCAGUAAGACCCAAAAUCUCUUUUUGUA